UGGCUGGGUUCCAUUUCCUAGCCUGUCAAACAUUUUGGGUGCUGACCCACCUGGAACGGGUGCCCAGCAGUCACGAGUCCCCCUGGCAGGCUCGCUCAGCUCGGGCCCUGCCAUCUCCACCUCCCACAUCACAUUCCAAGCCUGCGCCGGCCUCCUCAGGCCUCUCCUCUCCUCUCCCGCUCUGCUCAGGGUCUGGAUUGGUGCCCCGGGCAGCGCCCACAGAGGGGGACACCGGGGUGACCCGCUGUGCUGUGUAUCACAGGCUCCAGAAGACAGACUGCGGGGACAGACACGUGAAGAGACAGAGACAAGUGCAAAGAGACGCAGAGAGAGAGACAAGAGAGAGAGAGAGACAGGGACGUGGAGAUAAGUUAGAGAAAGAGAGAGCACAGAGCACGGACCCAGACAAUUACUCCAGCCCCCGCCCAGACACCCCGGAGCACCCGCCUAUAUGCCCAGCAGAUACCCCACCUGGCCCGUCCUCCCAGGUGAGCCCCCAGCUGAGCUGCUCGGUGUCUGAGUGACAGGUCCCCCAAGUUUGUUGAGCACCAGAGCACCGAGAAUGGCCCAAGUCCUGCACGUACCGGCCGCCUUCCCAGGGACCCCCGGCCCGGCCUCCCCACCCGCCUUCCCGCCCAGGGACCCCGACCCACCCUACUCCGUGGAGACGCCCUACGGCUACCGGCUGGACCUGGAUUUCCUCAAGUACGUGGAUGACAUCGAGAAGGGCCACACGCUGCGCCGGGUGCCCGUCCAGCGUCGAACACGCCUGGGCUCGCUGCCCAGGGGCCCAGGCUCGUGGUGGACGUCCACGGAGUCGCUCUGCUCCAACGCCAGCGCCGACAGUCGCCACUCGGCCUACUCCUACUGCGGCCGGGGCUUCUACCCGCAGUACGGCGCCCUGGAGACGCGCGCUGGUGGCUUCAACCCGCGAGUGGAACGCACCUUGCUGGACGCCCGCCGCCGGCUCGAGGCCCAGGCGGCCGCACCCCCGAGCCUGGGCUCCUCCUCGCUCACCCCCAGUGCCGCGGGCUCCACCAGCUCCUUGGUGGGCGUGGGGCUGCCGCCCCCCACCCCGAGGGGCUCGGGCCUGUCCACACCCGUGGCCCCCAGCGCCGGCCACCUGGCCCACGUCCGCGAGCAGAUGGCCGGGGCCCUGCGGAAGCUGCGGCAGCUGGAGGAGCAGGUGAAGCUCAUCCCCGUGCUGCAGGUGAAGCUCUCCGUGCUCCAGGAGGAGAAGCGGCAGCUCACGGUGCAGCUCAAGAGCCAGAAGUUUCUGGGUCACCCCGCGGGCGGCCGGGCCCGGGCCGAGCUCUGCCUGGACCUGCCUGAAGCCGCCCCCGAGGGGACGGGGCCCCCCGAGACCCGCAGCGUGGCUACGUGGGUGCGUGAGCGGGACCUGGGCCUGCCCGAUGGCGAGGCCGCCCUGGCCGCCAAGGUGGCCGUGCUGGAGACGCAGCUCCAGAAGGCGCUGCGGGAACUGCAGGCGGCCCAGGCCCAGGCCCGGGGCCGGCCCGACGGCCCCGUCCCCGCGGACACCGUGCGGGUAGUGGAGGGGCCGCGCGAGGUGGAGGUGGCGGCCAGCACCGCGGCCGGGACCCCCGCGCAGCGCGCGCACAGCCUGGCGCCCUACGGGGCCGGGCUGCGGGCCCUCGCCUCCGCCUCCGUGGGAGCUUCUGUCGCCGCUUCUACCGAGAGUUCGGGCGUGUUCAGCAGCCGGGAGGUGGUGGAGACCACCCUGCCCCUGCCCACCUCCCCCGUGACCCCCGGCAACGUGCAUGUGGUGAAGAAAAUCAGCAUCACGGAGCGGCGCUGUUGCCCCGGGGAGGCAGGUUCCCCCCCGGAGCCCUCAGAAUCCUCCGCAUCCUUUCCAGCCUCUGUGGCUCCCCUGGACAGCACAGCCCAGGGUCCUCCCCAGGACACCGCCUCCAGGGAGCCCAUCAGGCAAGCAGCCUCCAGCGAGUCUGAAACACCUCGAGGUCCAGCUGGUGAGCCCCAAGCUAUGGCAGUGAAGUCCAUCAUGAAGUGUACCGAGGAGCCAGCAGACCCCACAACCCGUCGGAGGAGCCUCCAGUUUGUGGGGGUCAAUGGCGGGUAUGAGUCUUCCUCCGAGGGCUCCAGCACCACCGAGAAUGUCUCCGACGAGAGCACUGAAGGCGAGGCCCCCGAGCAAGCAGUGGCAGCAGGGGCCAGGAGUAGCGGCCAGGGGUCCCAGGCGUGUGCGCCCCUGACCUCCAGUGAGGGGGUGUCUGCAUCGCACACAGAGGAUGAUAUUCGGAUGGAACUGAGCCCCGAGCUCAUCUCCGCCUGCCUGGCCCUGGAAAAGCACAUCAACACCCCCACGGCACUCACGGAGCGGGAGCUGAAAGCGGCCAGGGACACGGUGCUGCAGGAGUGGAUGCACCUGGCCUGCCACCGAGACGCGCACCCCGAGCUGGUGAGGCGCCACCUGGUGACCUUCAGGGCCAUGUCGGCGUCACUGCUGGACCUCGUGGUCAACCUGCCUGACGGCCAUGGCAACACGGCGCUGCACCACUGCGUGUCCCUCGGCAACUUCCCUGUGGCACGCCAGCUGCUGGCCAGCGGUGUGUGCCAGGUGGACCGGCAGAACCACGCGGGCUACAGCCCCCUCAUGCUCACGGCGCUGGCCACGCUGAGGACUCAGGAGGACGUGGACACAGUCCUGCAGCUCUUCCGGCUCGGUGACGUCAACGCCAAGGCCAGCCAGGCCGGGCAGACGGCGCUGAUGCUGGCGGUGAGUCACGGACGGGCCGACGUGGUGCGGGCGCUGCUGGCCUGCGGUGCCGACGUGAACCUGCAGGACCUGGAUGGCUCCACUGCCCUGAUGUGCGCCUGCGAACAUGGGCGCCCUGACAUCGCAGAGCUGCUGCUGGCCGUGCCCGGUUGCGACCUCGGCCUCACCGACCGUGAUGGAAGCACCGCGCUCAGGGUGGCCCUGGAUGCUGGGCAGGGCGAGAUCGCGGCCCUGCUCUACGCCCGCAUGAACGGCAAAUGCUCGUUUGCCCCGAAGGCCAAUGAGGACAGCGCAGGCCGGGCCGCCUCCUCUUCAUCUGCGGGGGACUAGUCUUCGGGGAUGCCCCCAGCCCGCCCCCAGCCCCCUCCCCUCAUCCCUACCUUCUCCGGGCUCCACCCAUGUGUGCCCCCUUUGCACAUCAGGCCCAGGAAGCCUUGGAGUGCCUGGGGUUGGGGUCUUGCCAGGCGGAGCCCCUCCCCCAGGGAAGCUGCCUUGUACCCCACUUGCCAAACAGCCGCCUAUGGGGAUCCUCCUUGGGGUUCCAGAAAAGUCUGGAGAAGAUUCAACCAGCAAUUAUGCGCGGAGGGGUCCCCUGGGAGGGGAAAGUCCGGGGCCUGCUGCAUCAUUGUGGGGAGGGUGCCGUCGACUGGUUUUAUUUGACCCUCUCUGAGCCCCCAGUUUGAUAUUAAUACCAGGAUCCCA
Messenger RNA from Suncus etruscus (white-toothed pygmy shrew), 3457 nucleotides. It is a transcript of the gene KANK2, whose product is annotated as KN motif and ankyrin repeat domains 2. Gene Ontology annotation, biological process: negative regulation of cell population proliferation; negative regulation of G1/S transition of mitotic cell cycle; negative regulation of intracellular estrogen receptor signaling pathway. Bases 563 to 3085 code for a protein of 840 amino acids. Gene Ontology annotation, molecular function: protein binding. The transcript is spliced from 12 exons. The record is from RefSeq and is a predicted model, not a curated record. Gene Ontology annotation, cellular component: cytoplasm. NCBI's taxonomy places the organism in Eukaryota, Metazoa, Chordata, Mammalia, Eulipotyphla, Soricidae.